Molecule: messenger RNA, 2493 nt
Organism: Neohortaea acidophila
Lineage: Eukaryota; Fungi; Ascomycota; Dothideomycetes; Mycosphaerellales; Teratosphaeriaceae
Product: WD40-repeat-containing domain protein
Exons: 3
Coding region: 1-2493 (830 amino acids)
Biological process (GO): mitotic cell cycle; DNA-templated DNA replication; DNA repair
Cellular component (GO): nuclear replication fork
Molecular function (GO): protein binding; chromatin binding
Source: RefSeq, a predicted model, not a curated record
AUGGCAGCCAGACUACGUGGCAGACCAGCUCACGCACCGGGCCCGACAUUUCUCAGCUACACGCCGAAUGGCAAGAAACUCGUCACCGUGGGCCUGAACGGCGCCCUCCGAGUCUUCCAGCAUGGCUACGACGGCGAGCCGGCUACCAUCGACGUUAAUACCGAAGAGCACUUGGCUGUAGCGGCCGCCAACGAUUGGUUUCUGGUGGGUACGGAGGAUGGCUCGGUCACCAAAUACUCGCUGGUCACGAACCAGAUGGAAGAGAUGCUGGUGCGGUGCACACUGCCCGUCAGAGACAUUGCUCUCUCGCCUGAUGGUGCGUGGGCUGCGGUGUCAAGCGAUGAGGUUGAAGUCAAGGUCGUCAAUACUCAGGACAUGACACAGGUCCUGUACCUUCGAGAACAUCGUCGCCCGGCCAAAAACGUCUCCUUCGAUGCUACGGGCUCCACCAUUGCCGUAUCUUGCACCGACGGCAUUGUGUACAUGUACUCCAUCAGCUCUCAGACACCCCAGCUCCUCAAGCGAAUUGACGGCUUGAUCAAGACGACCGAGACGGAAUCAGACACCAACACUCGAGUCUCCUGGCACGUUGACGGAAGAGCAUUUGCAGCACCGACCGCCACAAGAGACUUCCAGGUUGUGGCCCGCAGCGAUUGGUCACACCAGAAGGCGUUCAAGGGCGGCCAUCGUGGCGAUAUCACUGCGGCUACAUGGUCGCCUAAUGGGGCUCUGUUAGUGACGGCUGGAGCAGACAAGAGCUUGGUAUUGUGGGAGACAAAGACUCAGAGUAUCCUCAAGAGCUUCGACGACGUGCAGAAUGUGAUUCUCGAGAUGGCAUGGCAUCCGACGGAGAACGUACUGUCCUACACCAAUAACAACGGCGAACUCUUCAUCCGCGAGGAUUUCGUACCUGGCGUGCAUGCAAAACUCCUCAAGAUCGUCCUCCAACCUGCGCCGUUCAACAACGAUCCUCUCUCAGACAUUUCGGGCAAUGCUCAGCGACCGAUGACCAACGGCCUCAAGCCGGGAACCCACGCCUCCGAAAACGAUUACAUCGAUUCGCUCCUAGACGAUGCAAUGUCCGAGGACGGUGCGGAUUUCAUUGAAGACGAUGACGGAGCUGGCUACGCUGAAGAGCCCAAUCGCCAUGGAAAGCGCGUAGCCAACACCAUCGAAGGCCGUCAGGCAAAGCGACCCGUCCAGCAAGCAAUCUGGCAGCCAAAGAUCCAUGAAUCAUUCCAGCCCGGCAGCACACCGUGGAAGGGCAAUCGUCGUUACCUGUGCCUUAACUUGACGGGUUUCGUAUGGACAGUCGACCAAGAGACUCAUCACACCGUGACGGUGGAAUUCUACGACCGCCAGGAACACCGCGACUUUCACUUCACCGAUCCGCAUAUGUACGACAAGGCAUGCUUGAACGAGAAGGGUGCCUUGUUCUCGUGCCCUCCGUCGACUCGCCACCCAGCUGUCCUCCACUACCGACCACACGAGACAUGGACCUCGCGCACAGACUGGCGAACGCAUUUGCCGGCUGGCGAACAAGUGACUUCCAUGUCUUUGAGCGACUCUUGUAUUGUUGCGACCACGAGCGCCGGAUACGUGCGCGUGUACAGCUUGUUCGGACUUCCAUUGAAGAUCUACCGCCAGAAAAGCAUGCCGGCAGUGGCGUGUGCGAGCUGGAGAGAUUAUGUCAUGACGGUCGGCAAUGGAUCGAUUGGCGGUGAUGGAAGAACCAGACUCUUGUACACUAUCGACAACGUGAAGCGAGACGAAAGCUGCCAAAGCGAGGAUGUCCUUCCCCUGCCCGAAGACGUGGAAUUGAAGAGUGUCUUCUUUAGCGACAAUGGCGACCCCUGCAUCUACGACACCGCCGGCGUCCUGCUCAUUCUUCACCACUGGCGCACUCCCGGACAAGCGAAGUGGGUGCCGCUACUCGACACGAAGACGCUCGAACGUCUGGCGGGCGGAAAGAAGGAAGAGAGCUAUUGGCCUAUUGCGGUCGCCAACAAUAAAUUCCACUGCAUCAUCUUGAAGGGCGGCGAGGAGUAUCCCUACUUCCCUCGACCUCUCCUCUCCGAUUUCGAUUUUAGCAUUCCCGUCUCUGCUUCCACGGCCGGAGAGGAAGACGAUAAGGAGACGACGCAUCAGAAGACGCUCGAGGAGCAAUACGUGCGCGCGUGUCUGCAGCAUUCUCUCCACAUGGACUUGUUGGAGAACACGAACGCAACGCACGCGCAGCGCCAGGAAGUGCCGACUCUGGAGCGCGAGGUGGACAAAGUGCUGCUGCAACUGUUGGCGACGGAGUGCAGGGAAGGCGAGGAGCACGGGAUGAAGGCGUUGGAGAUUGCCACAUUGAUGAAAGACCGCACGGGCAAGAUGCUGGAGGCCGCGGGCAAGAUUGCGUCCAGAUUCCACCGCGACGUGUUGGGCGACAAGAUUAUGCAACUUGCGGAGCGGAGACUCGUCGGGUUGGUGAGUGAUGACGAUGUGUAG